AUGUCCUGCGUCCACUAUCAGCAGUCAAACCCGCCGAAGGAGAGAAGUUACUAUGAUACUCCGUACAAUCGUUACGCGGUUCCCACCUACUCCCCGCGGAUCAGAACUGCCGAGCCAUUCAGAAGCGGGUAUUGCGCGGGAUGGAGACCACUGGAAUUUCAAGGCAACGCGGAAACUCUCACAACAGCGAGGGGCGACUCACCGUACGGGGACACUCGAAUGCAGACCGAAAGGAUGACACCGACGUAUACUAACUGUAAGGCCGAGACGGUGAAACACGGAGACGGUGGUGUCCCCCUCGAGAAGAUCCAAACCAAGAUGAAGUUCCUCGAAGACAGUAAUAUCGUGAUGCAGACGCGCAAUCAGAAUCUCAUAACCGAGAAUAAAGCCCUCGCGGCUCAAUUGAAGGAAGAUCGGAAUGAGAUAAACAGGCUGGAGAAGAGAAUAGCGUUACUGCAGGAGGAAGUUGCUUCCUCGAGAUUAAAAAUCGAAGAUCUAGUGAAGGAAGCAGAACAAUCCCGAAAGCGGGAUGUUUCGAUCAUGGAAGCGAACGGAACGUCGACCACGAACGUUGUACCGAGAGCUGACCGCGGGGUGCAGAUCUGGGCAGUAUGUGCAGCUUGUGAGAGGAAGUUGGAGAGCUGUGAGAAGCAACCACCCACUGUCACCAUCACUAAAUCAGAAUUGGAGGUGUUGGAGAAAGAUAUGCAGACGCUUCGAGACACGAUAAUAGCUCGGGAGGAAGCAUGGGACAAGGCGAUGGAACGCGAGCAAAAUUACAGGCAACAGUUGACUCGACUGACCACGGAAACUAUCACUGCUCGUCACCUUUCCGAAACGCGUUACGAAGAACUGAAAGCCAUAACAAACACGUUAACGGAUAAAGAAUCGGAGUUAAGAUCGCUUCAGAAGGAAAAUGUGAAUUUGAGCAAGCUGAUUGCGAAGCUAUAUAACAAUUGCCAAAGAGGACAAGAGGGAUGUCAAAGAAAUAGUUUGACGAUUGAUAUGAACGAGAAAGAUCAGAGAUUCAUCGAAGAUGUUGUUCGACGAAUAUCCAGCGGGAAGUGCAAGCAGAAACCAAAAUCGAGAAGUGGUUGCUCGGAAAAGACAGCGCAUCCGGGCAUUUACCAACACAGCCCGCGCGAGAAAAGUGCGAAAACUAUAAAGGAACAACCAGCGUGUGCAAAAGACCCAAAACGCUAA
Ceratina calcarata is the source of this 1203-nucleotide messenger RNA. RefSeq lists its product as uncharacterized. The record is from RefSeq and is a predicted model, not a curated record. NCBI's taxonomy places the organism in Eukaryota, Metazoa, Arthropoda, Insecta, Hymenoptera, Apidae. The transcript is spliced from 8 exons. The coding region runs from base 1 to 1203 and encodes 400 amino acids.